Messenger RNA from Magnolia sinica, 1461 nucleotides. RefSeq names its product dirigent protein 17. Lineage: Eukaryota; Viridiplantae; Streptophyta; Magnoliopsida; Magnoliales; Magnoliaceae. The transcript has a single exon. Bases 904 to 1461 code for a protein of 185 amino acids. The record is from RefSeq and is a predicted model, not a curated record.
ACUAGUUCUGAAGCGCACCACCAUUCUGGUUCUGGUUCUGAAAAUCAAAGAAUUGGUUAGUUCGGUUCGGUUCACGGUUUGGGGUUUUGUAUAACCCAAUUGGACCGUACAACCAAACCUUGGAUCUGAAAUUAGAACCGGACCCUUGGUCAAUAAAUAUUUAAAAUUUACCUUUUUUUAAACAUAAAAUGUAAAAAUUAAAAAAUCAAAAAAGCAAAAAAUGUCUAAUUUUUCUUUAUUCUCCCCCUCUUUCAUGCCUUUCUUUGUCUCUCAAGAACCUUGGACUGGAUUCUUAAAAAACCAUGCAAUUAGAAUGGAUUAUAAAAAUAAAUCAUGCAAUUGGACUGGUUUAUAAAAAACCCACCCAAAACCAUAGAAUUGAACUGGUUUUUAUGGUCCUAUCCCAUUCGAUUCUAGGGUGCAAACGGUCCGGUUCUUGUUCUAGUUUUCCUGGAACCGUUGGGAACGGUUCAAUUCCAGUUUCACCUCCAAACCGAACCGUGUGCACCCAUAUCAUCAAGUGUGUUCCACCAUGUGGAGCAUGUGAAGAAAGCCACUUGGCAUUCUAAAUGGGUUGAGAAAAUGGGCCCUUAGAACUCAGACCCGCCUAAUUAAUAGAUGGGCUCAAUUUCAAGCCGGCCCAUUGAAAACCUUAGUUGGAGUUGCACACAUCACCAACCACCAAAGUGACCAAAGUACCCUUUUUGGAGCAGUUAGGGAGACACCUCUACUAACCCAAAAUACCCUUUUGAAAUUAGUGGUUUAGGUGUCUUAAAUAGAUUAAGUACAUUCAAUAGAAAGUACUUAAAAAUAAUAAAAGAAAAAAAAAAAUCUAUAAAAACACAUCCAACCCUAUCCAAUCCAAUCAAAGUAGUAAUAGAAAGAAAAACAACCAUCUGUUGCAUGAUGCUACCCAAGAUCAUAUUCUGCACAGCAGUUUCAGUGGCCACACUAGCUGUGAUCCUCCUAGCUGUGAUCUCCCCUUCAGUCCAUAGAAAGCCACAAAAGAACCAAACAAGGCCGUGGCUAGCUCUCUCCUUGUACAUCCAACACCCCCACCACCCAGUUCCCAGCACCCAAGUGGGCCCACUCGCCGACGGUGCGUUCGUCUUCCACCACACGCUCACGGCAGGGCCCGAGAACACGUCACGGGCCAUUGGGAGGGCCCAAGGCUUCAUAAUCCCAAUCGAGCACUUUGCACAAUCUGCAUUCAACAUCAUAUAUCUUACUAUCGACGCCGAUGAAUACUCCGGCAGCAUUAGUGUCCACGCUAAGCACAUCGGCCACAAGAGCAGGGAAGAACUUACGGUCGUUGGUGGGACUGGGUCUUUUGCAUUUGCCCGAGGGCUGGCCAUCUUCAAACAGACAGACGGACAAAGACCGUCGUCGAAUAUUGAUGCAAUGUAUCAUGUGAAGCUACAGUUGAGAUUUCCUGAUCGAGACCAGACGAUUCCUGGUUGA